AGUGGCUCACAGUAUAGGCCCUGAGUUCAAACCCCCCAGUACCACCAAAAAAAAAGCUUAAAACUUUAAAAAGAAAAAAUAACUGAUUGGUUUAUAUCAGGUUGCCUUUGUUCACUAUUUUUUUUAAGGAUUAAAGCAGGGAACUUCAUUAUGCUGAUUGAAACUAGCCUAUUUGGUAAUUUGGCUGUUAUCUCUUUUGGUUUCCUAGAAGGUCAGAUAACAAGUCAGUUUCAGUUUGGUGAUAUAGGACUUUAGUGUGUCUCUUGGGGCCUAGUGGAAGCGCCUGAACCAAAAAAAUGGACUCUUAUAAAAUUUAUUUGACAGAAUUUAAGGAACUCUCUAUAUUGCUUUAAAAAUUGGAUCUAAGGGUAAAAUAAGGUAACAGAAUUUUACUUGUGAUUUCCUUAAAAUCACAGUCUUUAAUGAUGGCCUUAUCAAUGAUAAGAGAAGAGACACAGUCAUUUAAGAUCAAUUCCAUGUCUCCAUAAGCAUUCUAAGUCCUCUGUCCAGAGGCAUGACCACAUCUAUGGGUGGGCAUCCCAGCCCCAGGCUGGCUCUUCCUUCACUAAGAAGAGCAGUGUCAAAGUUUUGAAAUAAAUUGUAUUGGCAAAAUGGCCUUGUAUAGAAAAGACGAAACACUAGGGAUGAAAAAAACCAAUGAGUGGUUGCCAGGGCAGGAGUGACUGCAUAGGAGCCAAGGGGGCACAUUUUAGGCUGAAGGGAAUGUUCUAUAUUUUCAUAUCUGUGCUGACCAUACAACUGUAUAUGUGCGAUAAAACUUGUCAGACUUAAAAGGAGUGAAUUUAUUAUAUGUGAAUUAUUAUGUUUCAAUUUGAAGCAGUGGUCUAAAUAAGCCUUCAGUGAGAAGCCAUUUGAACCAAUGUUCUUCCCUUGCUGCUUAAACAGAUAAUUCACAAGCUGGCAGCACAAGCUCUGAUCAGAGACUACGAAAAUGGCAUUCUCCACGACGAUGCAGUCAGCCAUGAGAUGAAGAAACAAGCCAUGAAAUCUCUGAUUAUUAAACUCAGUAAAGAAAACUCUCUUAUAACACAAUUUACAAGCUUUAUAGCAGUUGAGCAAAGGGAUGGAAACAAGUCACCUUUUCCUGAUGAUCCAAAUAUCUCGGAACUUAUUGCCAAAGAAGAUGUAGACUUUCUGCCGUAUAUAAGUUGGCAGGAGACCAAAACAACAGAGGCCGACACAACACAGCAUCUGUCAGUGUCCUCCGAGUGGAGUGCAGAACUGCAGCAUAAACGUUGGGCGAAGAAAAAACUGAAGUUAUGUGAGCUGGAAGUGUCAGAAGAUUGUGAAGAUGAAAUGAAGGUCUGUGACCUGGAAGGGUUGGACGAUUUUGAAGAUGAAAUGAAGUUACGUGAGCUGGAAGUAUCCGAAGAUUGUGUAGCUGAAAGCUUAGGUUCAAGACCAGAAGAAGAGCUGUUCCCAUUGAGUUUCCAAUGCAGUGAUGUGGAAACGCCCUUGAACUUAAGCUGGACAGAUUCAUUGAAACAAGUGGUACCUAAAAGAUGGUUAGGGAGAGUCAGGUCACAAAAUGUCCAUCUUUCUCUCUCUCCUUUUGGGUGUACAGCCCCGGGGUCCCCCAUUUCCCUGUCUGCUCCCUGCCCUCCUCCUCUCCCUUCCCUUGCUGCUUCCCCCACUCAUCGCCCUCCUCCCCUGGCUGCUGGCCUCCCUCCUCCAUCCCCUUUCCUGGCUACUCCCCCAACUCAUCCCGUCCUUCCUCUUCCUCCGCCCUCCUUACCUGGUGGCUCCUUCCUUCCUCCCCUCCCUUUACCUGGAAGUCUUCUUCCUUCCCCACCUCCGCUCCCCUUACUUGGUGGCUCCUUCUCUCCUCCCCUCCCUUUACCUGGCAGUCCUCUCCUUCCUCCCCCACCUCCCUUGGGUGCUGGCCUCCCUCCUCCAUCCCCUUUCCUGGCUGCUCCCCCCACUCAUCCCAUCCCUCCCCCGCCCCCCUUACCUGGUGGCUCCUUCUCUCCUCCCCUCCCUUUACCUGGCAGUCCUCUCCUUCCUCCCCCACCUCCUCGGGCUGCUGGCCUCCCUCCUCCCCCAACUUUCCUGCUUGCUGGACGCCCUCCUACCCCCACUUCCUCCCCUUCUUCCCCUGCACCUCCUCAGCACUCCCUUUUUAGUUCUCUUGCUCCUGCCACGCAGUUGGGCCAACCCAAGUGUGGUCAAGGCCUUAGACCUGACCGUGGCACCAGCAUUUCACUUGAGUCUCCUCCCAGACUGCCUUUCCUGGCCCUACCCGUUGGGUCUGCACAGGCUCCUAUUCUUUCAGAUGGCUUGUUUAGCUCACAGCAGUUUGAUCUGGGUAAAACUUAUCAAGGCCCUAGGAUCACCCUCUUUCCUGGCUUGGGGCCUAAGCUGGGUUCUCCUCGUCAGCCAGCUUCUUUCUGUCCUCCCAGACUUCCUCCUCCUUCUGGCCUCACCACAGGUUUUGGUACUCAGAGUUCCUGCAAUGCCUCUUCUUUUAAUGAUCAAAAUGUUACCAGUUCCAUGCUGACAAGGGAUCUGCCUGAGCAGUUGUCUUCCCUAUCAAGCAGGUCACCCAGACCUGCACUUUUUGGGUCUGCCCAAAAUCUUUCUGUCAUCCCAGGUCAUAAAGCUUAUUUUAAAACAGAAAGUGACACAACGCCAGCAGUACAUCUGCGACAUAGGUUUUUAAAAGCAGUAGCAAAGUCUGGUGUGACAAGGGACUUUUCCUCGGAUUUCCAUUCACAAAAAGAUGAGGGUGGCACGAUCUGCCAACGGAACUGGCAGGAUAUUGUGCCAUGGACUGCACUCUUCAGUCUGCAAACUGAGGAUGGUUUCUGGAAACUCACACCAGAACUAGGACUCACGUUAAAGCUUAAUACAAAUGUUUUAUACAACUUUCUUGAAGAAAAAGGCAUUCAAUCUCUAGGUACAAAAGGAAGAGAAUGUCUCCUGGACCUGAUUGCUACAUUGCUAGUGCUACAAUUUAUCCGCACCCGGUUGGAACGACAGGGGGUAGUCUUCAAGUCACUGAUGAAGAUGGAGGACUCUUCCAUUUCCAGAACUAUUCCCUGGGCUUUUGAGAAAAUAAAGAAAGCAAGUGAGUGGGUCAGAAGAACAGAAGGACAGUAUCCAUCCAUCUGCCAACGGCUUGAGCUGGGGAAAGACUGGGACUCUGCCACGAAGCAGCUCCUGGGAAUCCAUCCUCUCUCCACUGCCUCACCUCUGGGCCGGGUCCUGUGUUACAGCCAAGGCUGAACCCAAUGAAACUGUAGUUUACACUUUUCUCACACUUGUAUGUCAAAAAUAGUCAAACAGCAAUAGAUACCUUUUACUAGUAAAAAGUGUACAUUUGAUUAGUAUCUAAAGUUAGUACCUAAAAAUAGCACCAGAUAUAUGUCUUAAAUAAGAUGCAGAAAUCUUCUGAGAUUAAUGUUAAUUAGUUCUUCACUUGUUUUGGCAUCUGCUAGAACUUGUUAGUGAACAAAAGACAAUAUACAGGAAAGUUUUAAAACAAAUUCUGCUAUUUAAUUAUGGUUUUAUUCAGUGUAGCAACUUUAAAAUGGAAGCACAACUGAUUUUAA
Castor canadensis (American beaver) is the source of this 3572-nucleotide messenger RNA. The record is from RefSeq and is a predicted model, not a curated record. Lineage: Eukaryota; Metazoa; Chordata; Mammalia; Rodentia; Castoridae.